This is a messenger RNA of Anthonomus grandis grandis, 585 nucleotides long. RefSeq names its product bifunctional peptidase and arginyl-hydroxylase JMJD5-like. Gene Ontology annotation, cellular component: nucleus. The record is from RefSeq and is a predicted model, not a curated record. Lineage: Eukaryota; Metazoa; Arthropoda; Insecta; Coleoptera; Curculionidae. Gene Ontology annotation, molecular function: histone H3K36 demethylase activity. The transcript is spliced from 5 exons.
AUGUGUCACAGAAAUGUGGUAAAUUAUUUGCUUAAAGUAUUGGGAAAUCGAAUUGUUCCCAUAGAAAUCGGUUUACACUAUACUGAUGAGAAUUGGUCUCAAAAACUAAUGACCGCCAAGGAUUUUAUCACUAAACAUUAUUUAUCAGACAGUGGGGACAUUGGAUAUUUGGCACAACACAAUGUAUUUGAUCAAAUUACAGAGCUGAAAGAAGACAUUAGUAUUCCAGAAUAUUGUUCUGUGCUGUAGAGGUCAUGCAGAUCUGAAGAAGACACAUCUGAUAUAAAUGCUUGGCUGGGCCCUAAGGGGACGGUUUCACCUUUGCAUCAGGAUCCCAAAAAUAAUAUUUUAACUUAAGUGUAUGGCACCAAACAAGUUUUAUUAUUCUCUCCAAAAGAUAGUGAACACCUCUACCCCUAUAAGGAUAAAUUGCUUUCAAACACUGCUCGAAUAGAUCCAAUAAAUCCUAACCUAUUGAAGUUCCCUAAAUACCAAAAUGCACAAUUAUAUAAAUGCUUAUUAGGACCUGGAGAAAUGCUGUUUAUUCCAGUUAAGUGGUGGCAUCAUGUUACUGCUUUCAGUUAG